AUGAAGCCCUCUACUAGUUCGAAAUUACAAAGAGCCAUCUUUAAAGCUUCCAAGGAUAUAGAGCCUGAUGGGGAGAUCAGUGAGGCUUUAAAACUCGAUAUAAGUCCUCAUUUAGACACUGCGGUAGAACCCAUGCUAAAGCCUGAGCUUAUAAAAUUCAUCGCUAACUUAGAUCCGGCUUAUACGCUUGGGACGAGGGAAAGAAAGUUACAGACAAUUGGGCGUAUUGCUAAUCCUGUUGAUGAUCGAAAGAGCUCUACGAAGGGUGUCGUUAAGUCAUACUCUAAGAGAAAGCUCAGUAUAGAUGAAGCCGUCGUGCUUCUCCAAUUACGGAAAUGUAAGUUGAUCUCCAUAGAUAUCGAAGAAUGGGAACGUGCCAGAAAUCUGCUUACCGAAAUUGGUAUAGCCAUGUACAAUCCUCAAUAUCAGAGAUUCUCUCUUUUCCCGCAUAUUGUCACUGAGCAUCUCGUUAUCAAGGAACAUCUCGACAAGCAUAACGGCAGAUACGUUCCUGAUGCCAAGGAUAAAAAUUUGACUGGAGAAUCCACCAUUCUGUCCAUGUCCCAGGCUAGGGCUACUGUGCAUGAGCUCUUUGAUAAGCUGGGAAAGGAUACCGUGAUCGUGGGACACGGCGUUAGCGGGGACUUAUCUAUUCUUGACUCUUUGGGAAUCCAUAUACCUGCUGAUUUGAAAAUUAUAGACACCCAAUCGUUGUGGUACUCAAUUUCUGGUAAUAAGAAUGCCAAAUCUUCUUUGGGAUAUAUACUAGAUCGGUUUGGUAUUCCAACAGCUUUUCUUCAUAAUGGAGCCAACGAUGCAUACUACACUUUAGUGGUUUGUCUUAUGAUGGCUUCGCCUGACUUUAGAAACAGUUCUGUUUUCAGAGAGAGGAAUGCAAAGAUUUCUCCUGCUGUUACCACUCCCUCCGAUGAUGAUGUCACUAAUCGUGAGAAGGUCAUCAUUCGGUGCGGUUUGGAUGACAAGGCUAUAUCUGUCAAGAUGGGAAGAAGCGCAAGCAAUCGUAAUAAGAGAAACCCUAGUCCUAACAACUUCUUUCAGCCGCUUAACUAUAACUCAAAGAGGUUCAAAUCUAGAAUUGACGAGUUUCUCAAGUAA
Molecule: messenger RNA, 1116 nt
Organism: Brettanomyces nanus
Lineage: Eukaryota; Fungi; Ascomycota; Pichiomycetes; Pichiales; Pichiaceae
Exons: 1
Coding region: 1-1116 (371 amino acids)
Cellular component (GO): nucleus
Molecular function (GO): nucleic acid binding
Source: RefSeq, a predicted model, not a curated record